AUGUUUUAUUAUUUGAUCAGUUUUUUUAUUCUCUGUCUCUAUAAUAUAUCCUUGACAUUCGCUGACACAUCAUCGAUUAGUCGUUCGGCACACCGAAAAGGCAAUGUUACAUUAGGUGGACUAUUUCCUGUACAUGAAUAUGGAAGUCCACAAGAGCCAUGCGGAGCUAUUAGUGAAUUUCGUGGUAUACAGCGUUUAGAAGCUAUGCUAUUUGCUAUCGAACAAAUUAACGAUGAUAACCAUUUAUUACCUGGCAUUGAAUUAGGCGCACUGGUAUUGGAUACAUGUUCGGAUGAUAAUUAUGCUGUUGAACAAUCUCUUGGAUUUGUAAUUAGUCGUUUAACAUCAAGUUCAUGUAAAUGUGCUAAUACAUCAUCAGCAGAUUCGCCCCACAAUGAUAAUGUAUUUGGUGUUGUUGGCGCAACAUUGAGUUCAGUCAGUGUUCAUGUUGCUAAUCUAUUACGUUUAUUUCAAUUGCCACAAAUAUCCUAUGCAUCAACCACGCCGAAACUAAGUGAACCAUCAUUUGAAUAUUUUGCUCGUACUGUUCCGUCCGAUUCAAAUCAAGCACGUGCAAUUGUUGAUAUCUUACAACGUUUAAAUUUUACAUAUGUUAAUACAAUAUAUUCUCAUGGUGAUUAUGGUGAAGGUGGUUUUCGAGAAUUUCGACGUUUACUUAAAAUAUUGACAGCACCCGAUGACGAAUUAAAUGUCAUACAAAAGAAACAAACACGCAUUUGUAUUGCCGAUGAACAACGUCUAUAUCGCGAUGCAACAAUACCAGAUAUUAAAACGAUGCUACAAACAAUGUUCGAUCGUAUUAAAUUUGAUGUACAAGUACGCGUUUACGUACUAUUUCUUACCAAAGAAGAUGCAAGAAAAUUGUUACAAGCAAUUAAAUUAUUCAAUGGUACAUUUCAACCUGUACUUAUUGCAAGUGAUGCUUGGGGUAAAGAAUCAUCCGUUGUCAUCAAUGGCGAAACUGAUGAAAUAGCUAUUGGUGCACUAACAUUAGAACUUGUUUCAAUCCAACCAGCUAAUUUCGAUAAAUAUUUUAACUCGUUAAAACCUGAUCUACCAGCGGGCAUCAUUUUUAAAAAUAUAACUAAUAAAUAUUCGAAAACAAUUUCAUCGCGAAAUCCGUGGUUUAAUGAAUUUUGGGAAAAUCGGUUCGGCUGUAAUUUAACAACAUCAUCUACAUGUCUAAAUUAUCAAUUAAAUGAAACCAAUUGGGAUAGUAAAUUACAAUUUAUUGUUGAUGCUACAUAUGUAUUUGCUCACGCAUUACACGAAUAUUUGAAUUGUUCAUCGUUAUCAUGUCCAAAUGCAUCUUUAUUAGAUUUAGAUAUAGAUGGAAAAAAAUUAUUUCAAUUAAUCCUAGAAAAAACAUUUACCAUGCCUGAUUCAAGACAAAUUCAAUUCAAUUCUGAACGUUUUGUACCAGGUCAUUAUCGAAUAUAUAAUUAUCAUCGAUCAUAUGUAAAAUCAUCGUCCUUCGAAACAAUGACAUCACCAUAUGAAUAUGUUACAGUUGGUGAAUGGAAAAUAGAUCGGAAUCAAAAUGGUAAAUUGAAUCUUGCUAUCGAUUCGAUUGUUUGGCCAGGUACGAAUACAAAUGAUGUCUUACCAUCAUUUAAAACAAUUCCAAUUUCUCGUUGCUCUGAGCCAUGUCGAGUUGGCGAAGUUCAUCAAUUUCAAGGUGAUUCAUGCUGUUGGGUAUGUACGCCAUGUAACGAAACAUCAAUUGUAACUGGUUCUGCUGAACAAGAACGUUGUGAGCCAUGUUCUCUUGGCUAUUGGCCAACACAAAAUCGUACAUUAUGCUAUAAAGUGAAAGAAACGUCCGUGGAACUCUUAUCAGCAAUUGCACUUAUUCCAAUUAGUUUAUCAAUCAUUGGUAAUAUUUUAACUUUCUAUGUGGUGAUUCUAUUCUAUCGAAAACGACAAACACCUAUCGUAAAAGCAAGUGGUACAGAACUUUGUUUUAUUAUGCUGGGUGGUAUUCAUUUAUGUUAUUUAAUGACAUUUCCUAUCAUUAUGAGACCACAUAUAGUCACGUGUGUUAUACAACGUUUAGGAAUUGGUUUAGCUUUUUCAAUGAUGUAUGCUGCUUUAUUAACAAAAACAAAUCGUAUUGCGCGAAUAUUUGAAAGUACAAAAAAACAAGGUAGAUUACGUCAACAAUAUAUAUCACCACGUUCACAAGUAGCCAUUUGCUCAUGUUUAAUUAUGGUGCAAUUACUUCUUUCGUUAGUAUGGCUUGCCUAUGAACAUCCAUAUGUUGAUAUGAUAGCCUAUGAACGUUUGGUGAUGCUAAAAUGUCAUAUGAAUAAAUAUUCAUUUCUUUUUUCAUUAAGUUAUAAUGCAUUGCUCGUACUUAUAUGUACGAUGUAUGCUGUACGAACAAGAAAAGUACCAGAAAAUUUUAAUGAAACAAAAUUCAUUGGAUUUACUUGUUAUACAACAUGUAUACUUUGGUUAGCAUUUCUUCCAAUUUAUUUUACAGCUCAUGAAACAGGACGUCAUCAAGUACAUAUUGUUACAUUAUGUGUUACUCUAUCAUUAUGUGCUACAGUAGCAUUAGCUUGUCUUUUCUCACCAAAAGUUUAUAUUAUAAUAUUUCAUCCAGAAAAAAACAUGCGCUUAACAAAACACUUAAGAGCACAAGUUCAUAGUAUGAAAUUUGCUUCACGAUUACCAGCAACUGCAAGUUUUGUGUUAAAUCAUACUACUAGCAAUAAAGAAAGUCUAUCAACAGCAGUUCCUCCUGAUGGUGAAGAAAAAAAACAAUUAUUGUCAUCCAAUCAACCAAUAAUAUUGCAAAAUUUUCCAAACAAAACGAAUAAUAGUAACUUAGCAAUAAAUAAUAAUAAUAAUAAUAAUAAUAAUAAUAAUAAUAAUAAUAAUAAUAGUAAUGUACGAAAAAUAUCGACAAUGAUUAUAGCAAGUCAUUUAGAUAGUUGUCUCAAUGAUGAAAAACGAAAAUUACCAAUUAAGAAAUGUGGCUUUACUGAUGAUGAAAGUCUUUAUUCCGAUUCCAUGUCUAAUGAACAAAUAAUGCUGUAA
This is a messenger RNA of Rotaria socialis, 3066 nucleotides long. The record is from the annotation of a GenBank genome assembly. Lineage: Eukaryota; Metazoa; Rotifera; Eurotatoria; Philodinida; Philodinidae.